Porites lobata is the source of this 5262-nucleotide messenger RNA. The record is from the annotation of a GenBank genome assembly. Lineage: Eukaryota; Metazoa; Cnidaria; Anthozoa; Scleractinia; Poritidae.
AUGGCGGUCAACCCGUGGUUCAGGCUGCUGGUCUACGGCAUGCUCGGAUUUUCAUACGAAAUUAUAUUUACUUCGCUGUGGGACUUUGUAGCGUCAGAUUUUACCAACUUCAAAUUUGUUGGCUACUCUUCUAUCUGGUCCUUCUUUAUUUAUGGAACGUGCAGCUUUUGUGGAGAGCAAGUCUACCUACGCACAAGAAAACGCUUAUCGACUCUCUUACGAGGUCUUAUCUACGUUCAAAUGGCGUACACGUGGGAAUUUAUUGGUGGCCUCAUUUUGAAUCAAUUUUCCGCGCGUACCUGGGACUACACUCACUACAAGUAUGACGUAAUGGGGUUGAUCGCGUUGGAGUAUGCACCCUUAUGGUUUUGCAGCGGUCUUCUCCAAGAAUAUUUCUACGAAUAUUUGACUCAGUCACUGCAGUUGUCAGCCAAUAAUAAUGUAGAGUCAAAAGAGGGGACACUGAACCUUAAAAGCAAUAAUUGUAACUCUAAGGUCGAUUGACAUGCAACAGACGAAGCGUGAAAUCACUCUAAGGCUUUUGACGUAACGAACGGCGUAACUUCUUCAAAUGGUAUCUUAUAUGGUAAUUAUCAGGGGUCCCCUACCAAUUUUAAUUCUCACUUUAGUUUGUGAAUUUUUCCACGGGUUUCUUCUCUCUUCCCACAGUUGUUAAUUCCUUUGGAACUUGCUAUUUAAUUAUCCCCUGGGGCAACAUUUUUCUUAUCUCUCUACUGUUGAUCAUGACAGUGUCUUUCUUUUUUUUUUUUCAGAGUUCGUUGUAAGACUUGAGUGUCCACACUGAUUUGCUUGUCGGCAGCCUCCUUUUUCGUUUCGACAAAAAUAAAUAUCGAUUUAUCCGUCUUGUGUCGUUUAUGACCUUUCAUACAAAGCUAUCGAAAACGCGUAUUAGGCGAUAAGUUUUCGUUCCAAAGUACUAUAUUCUUGUCUUUUCCCGUCACUUGAUAACGUUCGCCUUGUUUUGCCGGUCUAUACAUACGCGGUGGACCUUCGUUUUCCAGUCCCCACUUUCGAGACUGUUUUCAAAAACCUUCGUGUCGUGGAAGGCCCUCUCUGUUUUAUCGCAGUUUUAUGGACAUAAGGCCAAAAUCCAUUAAAAUGUAUGCGUUUCCAAACCAAAUCGCAUCAGUGUGGUGGGGUCUUACACCAGCAAGGUUUUUCCAUAAUUUUGUCAUUACUCUAUUUUGAUUGCGGUUAUUGGGAACUUCACUCAGGCCAAUAUUUCGAGUAGUUCGUGAGAAUGUGUUAAAGAAAUUUUGCAGUUAAUUUUCCGUAUUUUUGUCACUACUCUAGAAGCAUUUUCUCAAAAACUUUCUGUAGUUGUUUUGCCAAUCAGAACUGACCGUUUAUGUUAGUUUCAUUGCUUCCCUGAAAAUGUAAUUGACAAAGCAUCGUAAUGGAAAAGCACAAUCAAACCAUUUUUUAAUACGUAUUCAUCAAUAAAGCGUGUUAUUUAUAGCUUCUCAGUGGAUAUUUAAAUAUUUUUAUGCGAAUUCACAACUUGGCUGGUAGCAUUUUUCACCGGGAUUUUGAACCGGUGUUGUUAAUUCAGUUUAUUUAUUUAUUCAUUUAUGUAUUGUUUGAUAUAUUUUUCAGUGUAUUGCUCUAUUUAUUGAUUCAUGUAUUAAAUUAGAUAAUAGCUAGAGAGCUGGUCCUUCAGUGUUACUUGCCCAUUUUCCUUCCUGUGAAGUGCCCAUUUUGAGGAACUGAGAGUUCAGCCAUUGCUAUUUGUUCUUCUUCUCACUUCUCCCCCUUUCUUCUUGUGCCUUUUUUUCUGCUUGUUUUUUGUUUUGUUUUGUUUUUUACAACCAAGCAAAAUUACCCUUAGGACAACUGAAGUUGUCAUCCAUUUUUUUAAAGGACAUUUACCACAGAAUUGACUUUUAAGAUUACCGUGGUAACGGCAUUGAUAUCUCGUUAACAAAUCGGUAACUUUGCAUUUAACGCUGUUUUUAUUUAAUGAGACUGUUUUAGCUUGAAAUGUAGUAGAAGUCCACAGGUUUUAUAACCCUUUCACGCGUUUGAGUGAACAAAGGCGCCAACGCGAAGGGUAGGUUGUAAAAAAUCAGGGUUUUAAUAAAUUUCACACCCAAGUCUUGACCUCUGCGUGUGCUCACUACAGGGAGUGCAGGCGACAACGAUCGGACGUCAAAACGCUUUUACUCCAUCGCUGUGCUUUGCGUAAGUUUCACGUGACAGAUAGUCAAGACACGCGUGAUCAGAUUACGAGUGACGCGCGUGAUCAAAAUGCGUUCUGUGCACUCCAUUCAUUCUUAGUGGAAGUCCAAAUGAAUGGUGGCUGCAUUCAUGCGACGCAUGUGCAAUAACAACCUGGCCCGGGUUGCUCUUAGCAUGGUUAGUGCUAACCAGCGUUAAAGGGCAAUUUUAAUCUACGGGCAAUUUUUUGCCAGGGGGAGCGGUAAUCCAUUUGCCCAAAAAAUUCUUGCAAGUUGGCCAAAUUUUUACAAAACAGUCGAGAGGAAACUAGGGCCAUGCAACAAAAUAGGCCGUACUGGCAUAUGAAAGUGGCUCGAUACAGUUUUUCAGAGUCAAUACCUGCCAAGUUUGAGCAUAAACUACGUCGCCACAAACAAGCAUUUGGAAAAAAUUGCCACCACAGUUGUAUUAGAUAAAGAGGGAAAUUUGUCACGAUCAGGAUUGCAAUGACAUCGGAGCUGUCAUAGCAACGAAAUGACGCCACUACCUAUUAUGCUUGCAGCAAUAUUUCUCACUGGGAACUGUUCUUACAAAAUCGUUCAGGGGAGCUCUUUCCUCCAAUAGUCGCCUCGAUGUUCGUGAAGUUAAAACGGAACUGUAAAAGCGUUAUCGAGAUAUUUUGGGAUGAAGUUUUUAUCGUUAAAAAUAAGGUAAAAAAGGAAAAUCUUGAUGUUUAGUCGUAGUCUGAAGAAAACGGAGCGCUUUUGACAUGCAAUUUCACCUCACAGUAGUUUCAAUCUUAUUAAAAACAUGUAUGAAAGAUCAUGGAGAUAGCUCCUGCCAAUUGCUAUAAGGAAGGAUCUGAUUAGCGCUCGAUCUUGUUAGGGGUUUCGUAAACAUUUCGGUCUACUUAAACAAAUUAGUGAAUAAUUUUUAAACCUCUCGAUAGAUUUUUUAAAGAAAAUUAUGAUUCUUCUCGUAAUUCAAACUGAGAAUUAGUCAGCCACUUCACUUUCAGACCCAUUGCUGAUGUAUGUUCUGCCACACACUGUUCUAGGAGCGGAGGUGAUUCUAGAAAGUUAUGCGGAAGUUUAUUCUAAUCAAUUCAUGAUUGGAAAUAGCCCACUCCAGCUAGUACAGUGAAGUACAGUGCCCAACAAAAAAAAAAAUCAGCAUAUGAUACCCUUCCCUUAUCACAAGAAACUCAUCACGUGCUAGGCAACCACUGACUCGUGUGAACGUAACUGAAUUAUUACGCCGACUUCUGGUUAAAAUAGAAAAUAUUUGUCUCUUCAAAAUAAUAAUAAUAAUAAAAAACAUGGAAACGUCUUUAAAAACUGGCUUUACCCAAAUUUUCUCUUGCUGCCCAAAAAAUCUGAGUUGCCCAAACUUUGGGGGGCUGCAGCCCCCCUCGUCCCCCCGGCCCGUACGCCUAUGCUAAAGUCUACAAUAUCAGUACAUGUCGAAUGAAAGCCAUUAAACUGUCCAUGUUCUAUCCGUCUGAAGCAGACGGAUAAAACGUAUUGGACGAUCUAAACUCAUUCAGACGAACCUAACUGAGCCAGACGUCAAACUUUUCAAGUUUGUUUCGUCUCAUGAAAAAUCGACUUUUGGCCUAGGCCUAAAACCUCGUGUUAAGUAACAGACAAAUACGCAUGCAAUGAAUCUCAAAAUUCACGGGAACACCACACCACUAUUUCCUUCUUUAGGUCAGCAAUGGUCUGAAAUGUCAUACGUCUCCACACUCUAAUCUCUGGGGGGGAGAGUCUCUCUGUCCCCCUCGCCCCCUAUGGGCCAGUGGGUGGAGACGUAUGACAGUUCAGUUUAGGAUAGCAGCUGUUCUCUCUCCCAACCUCUUUUUCCAGCGGUGACGUGACUAAGAAUUUUAAAGUAUAACUUUGACUAAGCGGGGGUGAGGCAAUCAUAACCGUAAAACUUGAAAAAAAAAUAGCAAAACGGAAUAAAAGGUGUGCGUUGAUAACUCUUCAGUGAAGGAACAAAUGAAAUAUGUUUGCGACUGCAGCUGUAAAAAUACCCUCACGUCUAAACUUCGCAUAGCGAUAAAAUAGUAACAAGAAAACGUAACACCCAUUUUGUAAUGGCUAUAGCCUGGUAAAUCAAUCGUCAACUUUAACUUUAACAAAGAGGCCGCGGGAUGGAGCUCAUUUUUACUUAAUUUGUAACACUUCACAGUUGAUAGAUCCACAGGAAAUCCGUUUUCUUUUUCUCGAACAAUUAACCUUGGACUCUUUUACUGUAAUUAAUGCUAAUUAAAAUGCUCACAUACUGUGUAUAUACCGCAAGUUCUUUAAAAAUGCCACUAAAAAUAACAUAUUCCUGCUUUCCUUAAGCAAUAUUCAAGAAAAUUUCCUGCGUUUCAAACAUUCACAUGUUGAAAGACUAGCCAAGCCCACAUCAAACAAUGUGGAAGGAGCCGGUGACGAUCGACAGGUUCUCCGUCUCCUUUUCAACGUAGGAGCUUGGGAGCGAGUCUAUAGAAACGACAUGCGAUUGACUUUUCCUGUGAAACUGAUGUUUCUUUUAUUAAUCAUUUAUUUCGGAGAUCUGCACUGUCAAACACUUUAUUGCAAGUCAACAUCAUGAUAGUGACUGUUAUGGGGUAACAUGCCCACAAACCAGCAGAAAUGGCCUCUUUUUUGCCGAUAUUUCUCUGGAGCAAUCUAAGAGCUUAGCAGGAUUGCAACAGUCUAAUGACCUCAGAUUUAAGAUAGUGGAGAAAUCUAGAAAUCAGGGCCCCGCCGCUAAAAGGCCGACUGACUAGGGCUGAUCCUGGAUUAAAAUCUUAAUCUACCAUGUAUUUACCUUCGUAUGAAUACUUUUAAAGGAUUUUUUUGUUUUUCAAACCCGGACCUCGAAGUAAACGUUCCUCGAUAGCUAUUUCUUUUUUACCUCCACUUAAAUGUUGCUAGACGAGAGACCUUUCCUUAAAAAUUGGCUUAGUGCCGCCUGAGUUAAACUUAACCGAAAAACGGGUCCUAUUAUACACGCACGGCAGUCUCACGGACAUGUGAAUUAUUAUAAUUUAGUGGAACCUCAGUUCGUCCCCCUUGUAAACACAAAUAG